This is a messenger RNA of Cuscuta campestris, 1221 nucleotides long. The record is from the annotation of a GenBank genome assembly. Lineage: Eukaryota; Viridiplantae; Streptophyta; Magnoliopsida; Solanales; Convolvulaceae.
GGACCACAUGCCCAGCCAAACCCGUUCGUAUAAAAGCGAUCGGGGGACCCGUUUGGCGGAAUGGCAUUCAGCUGCCAUCACCAUUUUCAUCACCAUCUUCUCUCUCUCUCUCUCUUCUCUCUAGCGGGAUGAAUAUCAUUCGAGAACCUGGUGAAGUUCGAUUUUUCUGAUCGAGCCUUUUCGGUUGGUAUAUGAUGGGAAGGAAUGUGGAGAAGUCGAACGGGAUCGGAGAAGUUGCGGGGAAUGAGAUGCCGGAGAUAGGCGUGAUGACGACGCCGAAUACUCCAGAGGCGGCGACGGACGCCGACGCGGAACCGGUCGUGGUUAAAAAGAGGAAGAUAUCGGAUGAAGAUCUGGAGCCGUCUCUGGCGCCGGCACCGCCACAACCGGGAAACAGCGGUGGAGAUCCGGCUAUUCCCGAGGAAUGUGCAUCGCCGGAGAUCAGACAUCCAGUUUCGAGCCUCAACGUCGAUGAAGAGGCUCAGGCGUCUGGUUGCUCAAGCUAUGCGGAGUCCAUCGCUAGAGGAAAGUCCGAAAUCGCAGAUCUGGAGGAGGAGGAAGAGGAAAGUACUGGAGAGUUCGAGGCGGCGCCUUCAUGGAAUUCCGAGUGCUCAGAGAGUGGAAAAACGACGCCGUUAAGAGAACAUGAAACGGAGUCCGACGAGCUGAGCUCGAAUGGGACGCCGCCGCAGUGGCCGCCUGGUGAUCAGUCGAAUUCUCAUGUCAAUGCAAUCCGGGCGAACAUUCCGUCCGCUGCUGAACUCGAGGAUUUCUUCUCCGUUGCCGAACAGAAAAUUCAGAAAAGCUUUGAGGACAAGUAUAACUUUGAUGUUGUGAAUGAAAAGCCGUUGGAAGGUCGUUACGAGUGGGUUCAAUCAGUGCAGCCAUAUAACAAAGAUGAAGAAGAAGAAGAAGAAGAUUCAUCGCCAUCAACAGCAAUUCCAAAGAAGGUGUGAGAACAAAUAUAAUGAAUGUCGUCGUCGUCUCAAGUCUCAAUAUAUAUAAUGGUAGCAGCAGCAGCCAUUUAUUUUUAAACUUUUCUAAAGUUGGGUCUUUUUAGCGCUUUUUCCAGAAUCAUUCACCUUUUUAGGGUUCUUCUUUCGUGCAUGAUUGUGUGUGUGUACAGCUAGCUACCUAGCAGCUCUAGGAUCGAGGUAGUUGAAUUGAUUGGACAUGGACCCUUCCUUUAUAAAAUCUCCAAAUUAAAAGUUCUGUGAUAUU